AUCCUAACCUUUAUUUUGACUGAUAUUUAUAUUCGCUUAAAAAUGAUGAAAAACUACGUUUCAAGAAUUUUCCAGCCGUUUACAAGCAUUCCUAAACACGCAAAUACAUCCAAACAAGAAAUUACAUCUAAAAGUCAAAGGUUAAUGUUGGAGUUGGGAAUAAUACAGCAGGCAAAUCCUGGUUGUUAUCACUUACUACCGCUUGGUUUAAGAUCCCUUGAAAAAAUAAUUAAGAUUACUGAUGGAGAAAUGAGUAAAAUAAAUGGUCAAAAAGUUGUUCUUUCAACACUUGUAAAUAAGGCUUUAUGGAAAACCACUGGUAGAUUAGAGGAAACACAAUCAGAACUAUUUCAAUUAAAAGAUAGACAUAACCAUGAUUUCCUGCUAUGCCCUGUAGGUAAAUUGUACAAUGAUAAGUGUAUAUAAUUUUGGUAAUUAUGUACUUUAAGACUCAGGAAGAAACUGUUACCACUUUGUUAUCAAACAUUGGGCCAAUCUCAUACAAAAGUUUUCCAUUACGGCUGUACCAAAUAACAAGCAAAUUCAGGGAUGAAAUAAAACCUAGAUUUGGGCUUAUGCGUGCCAGGGAAUUUAUUAUGAAGGACUUGUAUAGUUUUGAUGUUGACUUGAAGAGUGCUCAGGAAACUUACAGUGAAUUAAAUGAUAGUUAUGACAGGAUUUUCAGAAAUAUUGGUUUGGAUUAUGUUAAAGUUUUAGGGACGUCUGGCAACAUCGGAGGAUCAAUUUCGCACGAAUUUCACUAUCAGGCCGACAUAGGCGAAGAUAAAAUACUCACGUGUAGCGAAUGUGGAUAUUCGGCCAAUACGGAGUUGUCCGGAGACUGUAGCUGUCCGAAAUGCAAAAGCAAAAACAUAAAUAUAUCGUCCGGCAUCGAGAUAGCGCACACUUUUCUGCUAGGCGAUAAAUAUUCUAAACCGCUUAAAGCGACGUUUUUGAAUAUCAAAGGAAAACCGGAAGUUUUACAAAUGGGGUGUUUCGGUAUCGGAAUUUCGAGGAUUAUGGCCGCUGCUGUUGAGGUUAUGUCGCUGGAACAGGAAAUCAGAUGGCCUGAUGCCAUAGCACCUUUUAAUGUCAUUAUUUUACCACCUAAGUUUGGUAGUAAAGAAGAACAAUCAACCAAAAACCUAUCUGAAAAACUAUACACAGCCAUAGAAAACCUACCAAACCUUAAAGACAACAUACUUAUAGAUGAUAGAAUAUCAUUAACAAUCGGAAGACGAUUUUUAGAAGCAAAAAGAAUAGGAUAUCGCUUUAUUAUAGUUAUAGGCAAAACAUCAACAGAAAAUGUACCAUUAUUUGAAUUAAAUGACUUAAAAUUAAACAUACAAAUGCAUUUAACUGAAUCUGAGUUAUUGUGUUAUAUUAAAGACAAUUUAAUAUUUUAAUAAAUUAUUUUAUUUACCUCCUAUUCUAUAUAAUAUUAGAUGUAUUGCAGUAUUCAUUGAUUAUUUUUUGUCCAAGAACUGCCACCAGCAUAACAAAAGUGCUCCAGUAUUUUGGGCAAUUACAUGCAGCUAAAAAUAGAAUAAAAAUAUUAUAUAUACCUAUAUAUUUUUUAAUAUAACUUACCUGUAUAAGAAAUUAACUUUGUUAAUGUCACAUACAAUGAGACAAAUUGUGUGUUGAUUUCCUUAACCUUAAAAUCCCAUAUUAAAGCAGGCAAUAACAAAAAUAUUCCCACACUUGAUAGAGUAAUUGUUUUAGCAAUUAGUACAAAAGUUAUAGUUUUUUGGGCAUAAAAUCCAUAUAUCUUACUUAAUAAAUAUACAAAACAUAUUAACAAUAGAGACUCUAAAAAUAAACAAUUAACGAACAAAAAUAUAAAUAUUUUAAUGAAUACUUAAUAAUGUGACUAUAGUUAUUUUAUAAAACAUUAAAUCAUCCAAGUAAAUGUCAAAAUUGUUUAAAUAUUCCUCGGUUAAAAUUUCUACAAUUUUUGAUUUAUUAUUGUCAUCAUACAAAAAUAUCCACUCUGAAUAUGAUUCCACAAGCACAAUAAAUAAAAACAGUCUCCAAUAUUUCUAAAAUUACAUUAAAAUAUAUAUACUACAAAAAUCAUUGCAAUUACCUCAAAUUUAAAGUUAUGUAAAAUAUGUCUAUAAGCAGUAAUUCUCAAUAGAAUAAUAUCCACUGUUAUUAAAACUAUAUCAUACUCAACGUAUUUAUCAGCUAUACAUUU
Brassicogethes aeneus is the source of this 2200-nucleotide messenger RNA. The record is from the annotation of a GenBank genome assembly. NCBI's taxonomy places the organism in Eukaryota, Metazoa, Arthropoda, Insecta, Coleoptera, Nitidulidae.